Molecule: messenger RNA, 483 nt
Organism: Daktulosphaira vitifoliae (grape phylloxera)
Lineage: Eukaryota; Metazoa; Arthropoda; Insecta; Hemiptera; Phylloxeridae
Product: ATP synthase subunit s, mitochondrial-like
Exons: 3
Coding region: 1-483 (160 amino acids)
Source: RefSeq, a predicted model, not a curated record
AUGCUGAAAUCCUUGUCAAAGAGCUUAUUUUGGAGAAGAUCAUGUAUCAUUAAUAACCGCAACUUAUGGCAAUAUAUAAACAAUAGUUUUAAUCGAGUGGAAGAAGAUCGUAUUAAAAUGAUAGGAUCUAAUAUAGCAUGCGCUGAAUGGCUCAUGAAAAAUGGUGCCUAUGUUAGAUGCAAGGGAUAUAAAGGAUUUGUUAACCAUUAUGAUUGUUUGCCAAAGCCAUCACAUGGUUGUCUACAACAUUUUAAAAUAGAAGAAGUAUUUGCUGGAAAAGAUGCUUCUAUAUCACACUUAGGAUUUGAUAAUUUUGAAAAUUGUGAUAACAUAUCUGCCGUUUCAUUUAUUGGAUGUAACUUUAUAGAAAAUAAGGCGAUGAAUAAAUUAAAAGUACUGAAAAAUAGUUUAAAAUGUUUAAAAGUUAUUAGCUGCGUAAAUGUUUCUAAUUCUGGAAUAAAAUCCUUGGAAAAUCUUCAGUAA